This is a messenger RNA of Exaiptasia diaphana, 1398 nucleotides long. RefSeq names its product RNA-directed DNA polymerase from mobile element jockey. The transcript has a single exon. The record is from RefSeq and is a predicted model, not a curated record. Bases 1 to 1398 code for a protein of 465 amino acids. NCBI's taxonomy places the organism in Eukaryota, Metazoa, Cnidaria, Anthozoa, Actiniaria, Aiptasiidae.
AUGCUAGAAAAUAUCAUUCGCACUGGCAUGGACAUAUUACUCCCAGUUAAGUCUAAAACCAUCAUCUCCACAGAGCCACCCUGGAUGAAUAAACAACUCAAAGACCUGAUCAAACAAAGACAACGAGCCUUCAACCGAAACUCUCCGCUAUUCUGCCCUCUUAGAAAUCAAGUCAAUCGUCUCCRGAAAUCAUGCCGAGCAAAGUACUACGAAUCAAAUGUCGCACACCUCAAGGAUUGCAAACCUCAGGACUGGUGGAAAGAAGUGAAAACGCUUAGUKGGAUGGUCACGCCUACUCCUUGUGAUUGCUUGUCAGAUUUACAACACAUUGACAGUAGUCAAGGUGAUCCGAAGACCCUCUCCAAUUCCAUUAACGAGGCGUUUCUCGCUCCCAUGAAGGACUUUACUCCCCUUCCUCCAAAUGACUUUAUUUCGGCCAAUCAGCCCAAUCCUGUCUCAGUUUCCGAAUCAUCAGUCUUCGAGAAGCUAGCAUUACUGAACCCUACCAAAUCACCAGGACCCGACGGCGUACCCAGUUGGCUUUUGAAAGAGAACGCUGAUCUGUUGGCACCCAUUGUAGCUACUAUCCUCAACUGCUCCUUCCAGGAUGCCAAGCUACCACCAUCGUGGAAGAACGCAAAYAUCGCUCCAGUACCAAAACAGAAACCAAUAUUGGAUAUUAAUAAACACUUGCGCCCUAUAUCCCUGACACCAAUUCUGUCCAAAGUCGCAGAAGAGUUUGUGGUCGAUCAGUUCGUCAAACCAGCUGUACUUGCAAAAGUCGACCCUCGACAGUUUGGAACCAUUCCUCGAAGCAAUACAACUUUAGCCUUGAUUAGCAUGUUACAUUCCUGGUACAGUUCCACCGACGGAAACGGCUCUACCUGCAGAGUUAUCCUAUUCGACUUCAGGAAAGCUUUCGACCUAAUAGACCACAAUAUCUUGGUGCGUAAACUACAUAAGUAUGAUAUUCCUGAAUCUGUAACAGCAUGGAUCACUGACUUUCUUACUGAUAGGAAACAACGUGUGAAGUUAGGCCACGAUUGUUACUCAGAAUGGGGUCACAUUCCAUCAGGUGUUCCGCAAGGAACAAAGCUUGGCCCUUGGCUUUUCACUAUCAUGAUUAAUGACCUUGAUUCUCCUGGCUAUGAUCUAUGGAAGUACGUAGACGACACAACAAUAUCCGAAACAGUCUCGAAGAACCAACGAAGUACAAUCCAAUCGGCCGUUAACACCUUGGCUAAUUGUGCUUCCGCAAACAACUUUCAGCUCAACGAAUCAAAUGUAAAGAGCUGCGCAUUAGUUUUGCCAAAACUAAUACUGUUUUCAACCCUGUCAUCGUCAACGGAAAAGAAAUUGAAAGUGUGUCAACUGCAAAAAUCCUUGGUCUACACAUAA